ACAGGACAGUUUUAAUAAAACUGUUAUCCAAAAUAACACAAUAAAGCUUGUACUGGCAAUUAAGUUUAAUUAAAUAAUUUCUUUCCUAUAAAGAAGACAUUGUUUUAUUAAACAAUUACCGAAGCCAUCUACAAUUACAAAACAGUACUUUAAAAAAUUGAGGUCCAAAGUCGAAAGCAUGUUAUAACUAAAUAUAACUAAUUAGUGCCUCAGGUGCAUUCAACUAGUAUCGCCUGUAGUACCUCAGUAGUAGUUGUAGUAAAGAGGCAUUUUUGACAUGAGUUGUUUCGACUAUACCGCUUUUUGGUUGGUUAUAGCUGUGAUUUCUUACAAGUUGUGGGUAAAAUUAUCUACAGGAUGGUGCAAAAGUAACGUGUGUUUGGUUGGGAAAACUGCUAUUAUUACAGGAGGAAACACAGGAAUCGGAUACGAGACUGCAGCAGAUUUAGCCAAACGAGGCUGUAGAGUCAUCAUAGCAUGCCGAAGAGAAAAAGAAGCAAUAUCUGCUGUGAAAAAACUCAUAGAAGAAACAGACAAUCCUAAUAUUUUAUACAAACCUUUAGAUCUCUGCUCGUUUAAGAGCGUUAGAGAGUUUGCCAAAGACAUCAACAAAACCGAAAAAAGGUUAGAUAUCUUGAUAAACAAUGCCGGCGCAGGAAUUUUGCCGAAAAAAAUAAAUGAAGAUGGAAUGCUGAAUUUGAUGCAAACGAAUUAUUUUGGACAUUUCUUGUUAACUAAUUUAUUGUUAGAUCUAUUAAAGAAAACUGGACACUCACGUAUAGUCAACGUAUCCUCCUUCUUGGCCCUGUUCCCAUUUAAGUUGGACCUGAACAAUUUGAACAAGUACCCCAACACAUGUUGGAAUUCAUUGAACGACCUGAUAAUGUACUGCCGAACCAAACUGUGUAUCGUCUUGUUCACUAUUGAGUUAACAGAGAGGUUAAAAGGUACCACAGUUACUACAUACUCUCUACAUCCUGGAGUUAUACAUACGAAGAUAUUUCAAAAUCAUCCUGGGUGGCUGAAGUAUCCUACGUAUCUUUGUACUUACUGGAUAUAUAAGAAUGUCAUAGAAGGAGCUCAAACUUCAGUUUAUUGUGCCGUAGCGAAGAACAUUGAACAUUUGUCAGGCGAUCAUUUUCAAGACUGUCAUGUAAUGGAUAGGUACCCAAACGCUUGGAAUCCUGAACUCGCCAGAGGAUUAUGGGAAGUGUCGGAAAAACUAGUAAAACUCCAUGAUAAAUAAAUUUUGAUAAAACUGUAAUGUUAAAAUUCUAGAGCAGAAAAUAAAUUAUUUGUAUUUUUUGAA
This is a messenger RNA of Sitophilus oryzae (rice weevil), 1309 nucleotides long. Its product is annotated as retinol dehydrogenase 11-like. The coding region runs from base 278 to 1246 and encodes 322 amino acids. The record is from RefSeq and is a predicted model, not a curated record. The transcript is spliced from 5 exons. NCBI's taxonomy places the organism in Eukaryota, Metazoa, Arthropoda, Insecta, Coleoptera, Curculionidae.